Molecule: messenger RNA, 1467 nt
Organism: Ceratina calcarata
Lineage: Eukaryota; Metazoa; Arthropoda; Insecta; Hymenoptera; Apidae
Product: regucalcin-like
Exons: 6
Coding region: 448-1389 (313 amino acids)
Biological process (GO): L-ascorbic acid biosynthetic process
Molecular function (GO): gluconolactonase activity; calcium ion binding; enzyme regulator activity
Source: RefSeq, a predicted model, not a curated record
CAGACCAUUAAUAUAAAUCAAGUACUGCUGUUGAUCACAGUAUCUAUAUAGUUGUUUGUCGUGAGCUACGAUAAAAAACAAUUUUUUAUCGUUCGAUUGAUUUUAUUAAUCAAUAAUCCCGGAAAAUUCCUUAAUGCAAUAGUGGGGAUAAUAGGCACUAAUAGUAUCUUUCAAUAUACUACAAUCAAAUUAUACUAGCAGCAUCUAUUAUAUCUUAUCUUUCCCACUUUGACAUUCCUCCCACUACCGUCAAGUAAUUGGCCCGGCAAUCUCGAGCUCGAGAACCGCUCGUCGCCGACAGACUGACAAUUCGUUGGAUGCUAAUUGCCAGUCACAAAACCACGUCAACGUUUUAUACAAUCCUCGAUAGGUAACAAAAGAUCAAACACCUGUUGCUCUACAUUUAUACAUAAACAGACAGUCAAUCGAACGCAUUUAAUUAGAGAAAUGUCGGUGACUGUGGAACCGCUCUCAGGACCGUACACGCUCGGCGAAGGGCCGCACUGGGACCACGUAUCUCAAAAGCUGUACUUCGUCGAUAUCGAGAACGAGAAAAUACUGCGAUACGAUCCUGCAACAGGCGUUGUUAACUUCGCCAUCGUAGGAAACGGACCAGUAGGAUUCGUUAUACCCGUGGAAGGCACCCGUAACAAAUUCGUCGCGGGAUCUAGCAGAGACGUCGUUCUCGUUUCUUGGGACGGCGAGAAAAACGUUACAAAAUGCAUGCCUCAGACGCUGGUCACUGCAGACAGUAAGAGUACCGAGACCAGAUGGAACGAUGCGAAAGCAGAUGCGUCUGGAAGACUGUGGGGCGGAACAAUGGCUAUAAUCAAGGAUGGAGUAUGCCCGCCUAACAUGGGAUCUUUUUACAGCAUGGACGCUGAUCUCACGUUAAAAACACAUGUCACUCCUGUAACUAUAAGCAACGGACUAGCCUGGAAUUCUAACAACGAUACGCUUUAUUAUAUCGAUUCACUCACCUAUCAGGUCGUGGCGUUUAAUUACAAUGCUCAAACCGGAGAUAUAUCUAACAAGAAAACCGUUUUCGAUCUUCGAGAGAAUAAUAUUAACGGAAUUCCAGACGGUAUGACUAUAGAUACAGAUGGGAAUCUGUGGGUGGCUGUGUUCGGUGGAGCCGGUGUAUUACACAUAAAUCCUCAAACGGGCAAGCUGUUGCGGUACGUUAAGAUAAACGGAGCUAAGAACAUAACGAGCGUUGCCUUCGGUGGACCGAACUUCGACGUUUUGUACGUAACAUCCGCAAAUGUAGAUUUAACAGAGGACGAGUUGAAGGAACAACCGUACGCUGGUUACUUGUUCGCUAUAAAGGGUUUAGGUGUCCGCGGUUAUCCUCCCAAUUCCUGCAAACUGCCGGACAAAUUAACGUAGUUUGCGCGCGGAUAAAGCGAGUACGUAUAGGUACAUAUGUAUGUAUGAAUUUAUGAAAAUGUACAAAUUACUUAUCUA